AUGGACCGGACUUCUCAGCUGAUGCUUCCCCGUGACCUCCUGUCCUCCUUGCUCCAGAUGCUCGUAUCGAAAGGAGGGUUCAACGUAGACCUCACUGAACUGGCGUUGUCUCAGCUUGGAGCAGAAGAUCUGCCCUUGGUGGUCAAGAUUAGAGUCGGUGGACUUCCGGUGGUGUCUUUGCAAAAUGGGAAGGCCACGAUCCUGCUUGAGGCUGGCCUUCAAGUGUUCUCCCAUUCCAACUCUAGCCUCACCCCGCUCUUUAACGUGAACACGGGUAGCUGUUGCAGCCAGUGGGAUUUUGCGGCUUCUAAACCCGGCCACCUUAUCACAGAAAAUAUCAGCCUGAGCGGAAGCUUCAGUGUUACACGAACCAAGCUAGGAAUCUCUCUAGCCUUGGAAAGCGUCUCUCUCGGUGUCUCUGAGGUGGGCUCCUUUGAUGAAAACGCCCUUACAAACUGGAUCAGAAGCAUCCUUCAGAUCGGGUACCUGCCUCUGAUUGACGCUGUCACCAACUCGAUGGCCCAAAGCAACGCCCUUCAAGGCGCCAUGAGAGAAGUGCCCCUCGGCAAUGGAGAGGAGGAGGAGAUGGAGGAGGAAGAGGAGAGGGUGGAGGACUUCUGGGAGGUGUGCUUGGUGGUGGUGAUGGUGGUGGAGGAGGAGGACAUCUCGGAGGUGUGCUUGGUGAUGGUGGAGGAAGAGGAGGUGGAGGAGGAAGAGGAGGGGGUGGUGGAGGAGGACUUCUUGGAGGUAUGCUUGGGGGUGGUGGUGGUAGAGGAGGAGGACUUCUUGGUGGUGGAGAAGGAGGUGGUGGAGAAAGAGGAGGUAGUGGUGGAGGAGGAGAACUUCCUGGAGGUGUGCUUGGUGGUGGUGGAGGAGAAGGAGGUGGUGGAGGAAGACAAAGGGGUGGUAGAGGAGGAGGACUUCCUGGAGGUAGAGGAGGAGAAGGGGGAGCAGGAGCAGGAGGAAGGGUACUUCUUGGUGGGAUCCCUGGAGGCAGGUGCUGGAGGACUGCUGGGCCAAGGAGGCUUGCUGGGUGAUGGAGGUCUGCUUGGCACUGCAGGAAUUCUUGGUGGCGGUGGGGGCCUCCUGGGCAACGGAGGUCUGUUGGGCAAUGGAGGCCUCCUUGGUGGAGGCGGAGUCCUUGGCAUCCUUGGGGAAGGAGGUCUCCUCAGCACGGUGCAAGGCCUGACAGGAUUACGAAUUGUGGAACUGACUCUUCCCAAGAUCAACCUGAGGCUCUUACCUGGCAUUGGGGUCCACCUGGAUUUAUACACCAGAGUGGCACUUAAUGGGAAGAGCCUCCUUGGUUUGCUUGACAUUGCAGUAGAGGUGAACAUCACGGCAAUCGUCCGUCUGACGAUGGACGGCACCGGCUACCCCACGUUGGUGAUUGAUCACUGUGAUACGCUUCUGGGAGGCAUUAAAAUUAGACUUCUUAGAGGCCUUCUUCCAAUUGUGGACAACUUACUAGCACGUGUCCUUAACAGGCUGCUUCCUGAUCUGCUUUGUCCUGUCCUUGACAUUGUCCUGGGCCUUGUGAAUGACCAGCUUGGACUUGUGAAUUCUCUAGUUCCUUUGGGAAUACUGGGAAGCGUCCAGUAUACCGUCUCCAGCUUGCCGUUAGUCACAGGACAUUUCCUGGAGAUCGAUUUAAACACGGUGGUUGGGCACGUCGUCGGCCCCUUAAUCGACUACCCCCUGGGCAAGCCGGAAUCCCCCCCUAUGCCACCCAGGGUGCCCAUGCCACCCCUGCCACCCAUGGAAGACACAACUAACUCUCAACUGGGACUGUCGGUCAACUUCCUCAGCUCCGUGCUGGGCGUCCUGCAGAAGCAAGGGGCCCUGAACCUUGACCUCUCCGAUGGGAUGUACCCUGAGCUUCCUCCUCUGAUGACCUCGACUCUUGGGGCGCUGAUUCCGGCGAUCUUCCAGAAGUUCCCUGAGCCUCGGCCCCUCCUGCUGAAGGUAUCGGUCCCCGAGGCUCCAACCGUGAAGCUCCAGAAGGACAUGGGCUUGAUUAAACUUCAAGCCGCUUCAGAAAUCUUGGCCGUGGAGCCCGAUGGCACUGAGAAGUCUCUCUGCAUCCUGAGCAUUGAUGCUUCUUUGCUGGCCAAAUUCUCUGUUGAGGACAACAAGCUAAAAAUCAGUGCUCAGCUGGACAAGUCUCGGAUCAAGCUGGAUUCCUCCAACGUUGGAAAAUUUGACGUGUCCCUGAUGGAGGGGCUGGUCGGGAAGAUCUUUGAAGUAGCCUUCCUUCCUGCCAUGAACG
Molecule: messenger RNA, 2269 nt
Organism: Protobothrops mucrosquamatus (brown spotted pit viper)
Lineage: Eukaryota; Metazoa; Chordata; Lepidosauria; Squamata; Viperidae
Product: BPI fold-containing family B member 4-like
Exons: 21
Molecular function (GO): lipid binding
Source: RefSeq, a predicted model, not a curated record